Messenger RNA from Columba livia (rock pigeon), 4476 nucleotides. RefSeq names its product telomere repeat binding bouquet formation protein 1 (gene TERB1). The coding region runs from base 895 to 3405 and encodes 836 amino acids. Lineage: Eukaryota; Metazoa; Chordata; Aves; Columbiformes; Columbidae. The record is from RefSeq and is a predicted model, not a curated record. Gene Ontology annotation, biological process: meiotic attachment of telomere to nuclear envelope; homologous chromosome pairing at meiosis. The transcript is spliced from 21 exons.
AGAGAAGGCCAAUGUGACUUUGGUCUGAGGAUAUAACUGUGAGGAGAGCUGGGGAAAGCUGUAAUCCCUUUUAUUGAGUUCAAGGACAUGGGGGAAAGGGAUCAUGUUCCUGAAAGCCUGGUUCUUUCAGCUGUAUGGAUCCAGUGAAGGAUUCUCUUCCCUGUACCCGUUGUGACUGGUACCUGUCAGGUGCUGGCACAAUGUGUGUUGUGCUGCCAUCAUAUCCAAAAUAGGGGGAGCGGAAACUGAGCUGCAUUGAAAACCAAAACGUUUCCCCCUGGCCUGGGGCUGGAGCCACGCCAGGUGUCAGACAGCGCUCGAUGCGGCCGAAGGCUCUGUCUGUCUCCCGGAGCCCGGGCGGACCGCGGCUGCGGCGCCUCCGUGCCCGAGGGGCCGCCGCUCCCCGCGCCGCCGCGGCUGCUGCUGAGGGGCCGGCAAGCGCGAGCGGCCGCGCGCGCCGCGGCGGGGCGGGAAAGGCGCGUGGCUGAGGGCGGCUGCGCGGAGGGGCCUUCUCCUCAGGGCCCGGGCCGCGGGGUGACCCGGUACGGCGGUGCUGACCCGGUACGGCGCUGCGGCUGACCCGGUGCGGCGGUGCUGACCCGGUGCGGCGGUGCUGACCCGGUACGGCGGUGCGGCUGACCCGCCACCGCGGUGCUGACCCGGUACGGCGGUGCUGACCCGGUACGGCGGUGCGGCUGACCCGCCACCGCGGUGCUGACCCGGUACGGCGGUGCUGGCCCGGUACGGCGGUGCGGCUGACCCGCCACCGCGGUGCUGACCCGGUACGGCGGUGCCGGCCGGGCGCACCAGGGGUUGCCCCCGUGGUCCUUCGCGGCUGAGCUGAACCACUCCCGCUGCCAGACUGACAGAACAAGAACAGGGAUACAACCAAAAAUGGAAAAUCAGAAGGUGCAGAAAAACCAGUGUGAUAUGAAAACAGAUCUGAACUUACUGCUUGAAUGCCUUAAAUAUCAGAUGGACUGCCCUGCAUCUCAGAAAGAGGCUUUGAUCACUAUUUAUUCAAUUUGUCAACAAAACAGUGAAGCAAGUGAAUAUUUUCGAGAAAUUGGUGGUUUGAUGUUUAUAAAUGAUCUUGCAAAGUCAAGUGUUCAUUGCAUAGUGAAGGAAGCGGCUUUGUUUACCUUAGGAAUUAUAAUAGAGAGUAAUGUUUAUUGUCAACAAACCUUGUGUACUUCUGCAUUGUUUGAAGACCUCAUUUUAUUUUUAGUUAAUAAGGAUUCUGGUGUGAACUUGAAAAGAAUGUCUGUCUAUGUCAUCUUAGUACUGGUUUCAAAUAAUAAAAGUGGGCAAACCUAUGUCAGAGAUACAGGCUGCAUUGGUCUUCUGCUACAGUUAUUCAGAACAACUCUUUCCACAUCUGAGAUGAAUCUGUCAGAUGAAAAUACUAAUCAGUGCUAUCAGCUGUGGUCUUCAGUCUGCAGUACUCUCUGUGCCUGUGUUAACAACCCUCAGAAUGAAGAUAAUCAAAAUAUUUGCUGUUCAGUCUUUCCGUAUGCCAAAGAGUGGCUCGAAAGUUGCACAGAACCUGAGAUAGUUCGUCCUAUUUGUUCAUUUGUUGGUCUCACAGUUGCAAAUAACUCAUAUGUGCAGAAAUAUUUUGUUUCUGUUGGAGGACUGGAUACGUUAGCUAAAGUUCUCAUCAAGCUGAUGCAUGAUUCCUGUAUGAGUCACUCUAGCACAAAACUUGCAGUAGUAGUAACAAAGACUCUGGAUGCCUGCAUUGCUAACGACUCUGCUAUGGGUGUUGUCUUGACAAAGUAUCACACUGUGUCAGAGCUACUGAAGCUGCUGUCCAAUGACACUCUGGAUACAGGAGAAAAAAUCAGUAUUAUUCUAACAAUUGGACACUGUACUGAAGUUUGUGAAGAAAACCAGUGUGAACUGCUCCAGAACAAUGGUCUUCCACUUAUGAUUCAGGUAUUAACUGAGUCUCAGGAUGAAGAACUAAACAAAGCUGCUACUUUUGUGCUGCAAAACUGCAAACAAAUGACUGAACAGUUGUCCCUGCAAAUAAAUGAUAAUUCAUUAAACAUGGACAAUGCAGAAGAGUUGGAAGUGCGAGUCAGAAAAAGAAGUAUGCAAGACUACUGGAAGAAAGCCAAAGAAAUUUUACACAGAAUACAGUUGAUUGAAAAAGAGCAUAAUAAGGAGAGAGUGCAAGGAAGAGUAUUGGUAGACAGGUCUUCAGAAGCCAAUACUGAAGCAUCAAAAUACUAUGAAGUGAAUCCUGCUGAUCCAAAAAUUUACAUAGAAAGAACACAUAAAGAAGUACAUUGUCCACCAUUGACCUCUAGGUUGGAUGAUCAUGUUCUUGCUCCAUCUUCUCCACUGAAAAAUGGAAUAGUGAGCACUGUGGACCCAGUCAAUGCUUCUACUAGACAAAAUGAGCAGAGUAAUAUACCACAUUCACUUAAUGAACUGCAAACAGGCAUAGUACUUCAGAGGCACGGUAUAAAUGAAAAAACUGCUUGUGUCGAAAAUCAGUCUGUUCCUCAGGUGAGCGAACACACAUUUAAUCAACCAGCAGAGAUUGCUAAAAAUAUGAAGCAGACAUGCACAUCAGAUCAGCAUGCAUUCUACCCAGAGAUAACCAAGGAAGAAAAAUCUACUUCAGCUACAUCUGCAUCCCAUAAGAUGGCAAAUUUAAGGUGUUUAGGUUGUACAGCAGGACUGCCCUUCAAUAGCAGAACCUUUACCAAGGUGUUGCAAAGUUGUCCAUACCAGUGUGACCAUCACAAAGUCAUUCUGGAAGCUGAAGAAAGAUAUAAAAAGGAACUUCGCAAAUUGGCUGUUUGCAACAACAGUAGAUAUGCAACUUAUGAGAAAAUGGUGCUGACCCCAGUGAAGAAAGACAGACUGCAUACAGAAAUAGCAACUUUUAGGAGCAAAAAGGAUAGUUUCCAAAGUAUUCUUUUGACUCCAAUUAGAAAAAAUAAAUCUAAUACUUCAAAUAGAGAUGAACAUAGUAAAAAUACCAAGCUGACUGACAACUAUAACUUGAUACCUACGUAUAAAAAGUCUUUCAAAAAAACCCAAGAUGCUAACUUGAAGAGACAAAGAGUCAAAGAAAUGUGCAACCAGGAAUGUCAGCGCUUAAAAGAAAAUUGCAUAUAUUCACUUGACAAGGGUGAGAAAAAUACAUAUUUGUGGAACAAUGAAAUGUGUUCCCUGGACAUGAAGACAAGAACUUUAAAAAAGAGAAGAACCCGAAAAGAUUUCACAACUGAAGAAAUUAACUAUCUUUGUAGCGGAGUAAAAAAAAUGGGUAAUCACUGGAAUUUAAUUUUGUGGUCUUAUCCAUUUCAGAAAGGACGGACAAAUGUUGAUCUUGCCAAGAAAUACUACAGGUUACAAUUGCAAAGGCAAGAAAAAAAACAAAGAUAGUCAAUAACAUCUUUCAAGAGCAUUUUGGAUUUUGUUGCAGAAUGUCAAAGAACAGCUUGAUUAACCAUGAGGUAUUGGCACAACAGUACGAGCCCUGAGAGAAUUUAGAUUGGCUUGGACUCAUGGUUUUCAGGGUAACAUUUAUGGCCCAGUUGUUGUGCUUUGUACAUUUCAGUCACAUGUAAUUCGAUAAGGUGGUGUUUGUUUUCUUUUUAAUAAUGCUAGCAUAGCUUAAAAAAAUCUUUAUCAGUAAAAUGUAAUGUUCUUAGACAUUUCAUUUAUGUAACAUUCAGUUUGGCUUCCUGUUUGAAUCUUUGUAUAGUUUGCUUUAUACCAUUGGUAAGAAAAGGCUGUAUUGCUAAAAUGAGUAUUUUAUGUCAGAAACUGAUAAAUGUUAAUGUUUUUGUGUCUGAAUUUGUUUCCUCUCAAUCAGUGAAAUGUUUAAAACAGGUAAGAUAUUUUGUCAUGCACUUAAUGUGCUGUAUGAGCAGAAAAAUGUAUCUCUGACAGAAAACACCAACUUGCGUGUAGCAGGGAAAGUUUACAUUGGUAGAGUAAGUAAAUUGAAAUGGAAAGCCUAUGGAAAUGUCAACUUCUGGGUAGAAGAUUUAAUGUGUGGUUCCGCUGCAAUAUUUCUUGACAGAUAUUAAUGACUGGGAAAACAUUCCUGGACCUAUGUAAAGUACUUCAGCGUUGAACUAAGUAGAAUGCAGGUACUGAUAAGAUUUGGCUUCUGUUUACAGUUGGACAUUUGUGGUGUAUUAUUCAAGUGAGCAGAACUGCCGUUUCUGCUAAUUAUACAAUUUUUGUACAAAGCUUCAGUGAAAGCCGUAGUAACUUGAUUUUUCAAUGAUAACCUUAGAUAAAAAAUACAAAUUAAAUAAUAUUCUGAUAAAGGAAUUAUUAUUUAUUAGUUAAUUUCUUAUGGAAAAAGUUUAGUUAUCUUAUUAGCACUAGGUUUUCACUACAACGUAGCUUAAAUGCUUAGAAACAAGCACAAUAACAAAAACUGAACAUCUUGCAGUAAAGAUGAUGCCAAUGAGAUAAUAAAUGGGUCUUCUGAUACUCUCA